AUGUAAAAUAGUGAUAGUGUAAAAAUUAAGUUUCUAAGAAUACUUAUUAAGCAUAGAUUUGUUAAAAGAUUUCUUGGUAAAUAGAAAUUGACUGAGCAAUCAUAUUUUACUGUAAAUUAAGGAGCUUUAGCGUGUUUUAGUGAAUUAUGUUAAUCAUUAUCAUGUAAUAAUCGCAUCAUGUACUAAAAGUAUAUAGCUUAGUGAAGUCAAUCUUUCAGGAUGUAAUAUUAAUGUCUACUUUGCAAUUGAGUUAGCCAAUCUGGUAUAGAAAAAUACAAACAUUGAGGUUUUGCAAUUAGCUAGUUGCAAAUUGAAUUCAUUUUCACUUAGUUGCAUCUUUAAGGCGGUAUUAGUGUAUUGAUCAACUCUGUAGAUGAUCGAUCAUACAGGAUUAGCUUAAUUGAAUCUGUUCAAUAAUCAAUCCUUUACUCCAACAGUUGUACAAGACUUUAUAAAGUAUGUUCUUAAAGGCAAGAAUCCUUUGAUAGAAAUCAAUAUUAGUCAUUGUAAUAUUGAUAAUUCAUAAUUAUCAAUGAUUUUACCUAAUUUAAAAAAUCUGAAAUCUCUUAAAAGAUUGAAAAUGAGUCUUAUGAAAUUAAGUUCAGAAUCAUUAUUAGCACUUUCAUCUGCUAUGUUACAUUAUACAGGCAAGAAAUCAUUAGAUUAUAUUGAUCUUUCAUUUUGUUAAAUAAAGAAUCAUGGAUUAGAAUUGCUUAGUAAAUCUCUUUAUUUAUCAGUAAUAACAUCAAUUAAUAUAAAAUCUAUAAAUUUAUCAGGUAAUAAUAUAAAUUAAGAUGGUGUUGUACAUUUGGAAUAGAUCUUACUUAAAUUAAAUAUAGAAGAAUUAAAUUUAUCAAGAAAUAAAAUAUAAGAAUUUUAGAAUUAAUAGGUUCUCAAUAAAUAAUUAGUAAGAGUUGAUCUAUCAAGUAAUUUAUUUGAAGAAAUUCCUAAUAACUUUUUUCUAAAUGUGUUAUCAAUUAAUUUGUCAAACAAUUAGAUAAAUACUUAAGGAGCCUAUCAAAUAUCUUAAGUAUUAUCAUAUAAAAAAGUUUAAUGGAUUGAUCUGAAUAUUAAUAAUAAUUCUAUAAAAACUAGAGGUUUUAUAUCUUUAAUUUAUGCCUUGAUUGAGAAUAAAUCAUUAUAAAAUUUAUCAGUUGCAAACAAUAAUAUAAAUGGAGAAGGGAUAUUAGUGUAUAUAUUUAAUCAUGAACAAUUGAAUUUAUAAUAUUUAGAUUUAUCUCAUAAUUAUUUAAGGUAUGAUUUAGUUUAUGCAUUAAUAUCAAUGAUGAAAGAAUGUAAAUUAAGAACAUUAGUUUUAUCAUAAUUAAGAUAAGAUGGGAAUGAAAUUCAUAGUGGUAAAAAUGAAUUAUUUGAAAUUAAAUGUGCAAAUUUGAGAGAACUUGAUUUUUCAUGUAAUCCUUAAAUUAUAAUGCCUAUUUUAAAGAGUCUUUCUCAAUAAUAUAAUCGUUUGGAAUAUUUAAAUUUAAAUAAUUGUUAAUUAAUUAGAAAAUCAGAUACAUAACUUAAGAAAUAAUCAGAUACUAUUACUAUAGAUUUAAGGAGAUCUGGAGAAGCUAAAUUUUUUAAUUUAGAUGAUCCUAUUAUUGUAGAUUAGAUUGAAUAAAAGAAUUAAUAGUAAUAGAAUAGUUAAGUAUUGGAAUGCAUUUAUUCUUUAUUAUCUAAGACUUAUACAUUAUAAACUUUAUGUUUAGCAAAUAAUAAUUUACAUUUUUUAAAUGAAAAUGAAUUGAAAUAAUUUGAGAGUUGUUUUGCUAAUAAUUUUACAUUAAUUUCAUUAGAUUUAUCAAAUAAUAAAUUAAAAUCAAAAAUUGUAUUUUUAGUAAAUGGAUUAAAAAAUUGUGGAUCUUUACAUUAUUUGAAUAUAAGUAAUAAUUAAAUUGAAGAAGAUUAUGAAGUAAUUAUAAAAUUACCAGAAAUAUUUAAGAAUCCAAGUCUAUAAUAUAUUGAUUUAUCAUAAAAUUCUAUUCAUAGUGCUACAUUUUAAAAUAUGAAAAAAAUAUUAUUAAGAUAAUAUAAAUAAUUUCCAUAGAUGAAUUUAAGUUAAUUGAAAUUAACAGCAGAUGAUCUUGUUAGUAUAAGUGAAAUAAUACGUGAAUCUUAUUCAAUUAGAAAAUUAGAAUUAUUUGGGAAUUAAUCUAUUGAUUAUUUAAAUAAUGUACAUGUUUAUGGAGAUAAUAAUAAAGUUGAAAGUCUAUCUAUAAAUAGAUUAAAAUUAAGAAGAGAUAUAUUUGAGAAUUUAUUAUAAAUAUUAAUUUAAAAUUAAAAAUGGAUGAGAAUAAUAGAAAUAUCUAAUACAUUAUUAAAAAAUUAUUAAUUAAAGAAAUUAUUAGAAUAACUUAAAUAAAUGUAUUCAUUAAAAGCACUUAUAAUGGAUAAUUAAUAUUUUGACAAAAAGGAAGUAAUUGAUUCUUUGAAAGAUUUAUUUGGAUCAUUAAAGAAAUUGAAAACUUUAUCAAUAAGAAAAUCAACUCUUUCUGUUGAAUUUUUUGAAUUUAUUUUUCAAUUAUUAUUAAAUUCAAAGAAUUUAGAAGAAUUAGAUCUUAGUAGUAAUUAAAGUAAUGAUUAUGAACGUAAAUGUUUAAUCUCUAAAUAAUGCAUUGAAUUAUUAUCAUUAGGUAUUUAAAAUAAUUAAACUCUAAAGAAUCUUAAUCUAUCUAAAUGUCAAUUAGAUGAUGAAGUAAUUUAAAUUUUUAUUGAUACAUUACCAUUAAAUAACUCUUUAAUAUAAUUAGAUAUUAGUGAAUGUAAUUUAACUAAACUAACUUUUUUAAGAUUUAAGUAAAACUUUAAAUAAAUUCCAUCAUUAUUACAAAAAUUAUGUUGUUAAUUAAUGAUUGAUGAAGUUCCAAAUAAUCUUGUUAAUAGCUAAUGUCUUUCUAAUUUAUUUUAUCUUGAUAUUUCUAAAAAUAAAUAAAAAAAUAGAAGUAUUGUUAAAUUAGUAUAAUGUUGUUAACCUAAUAAUGUAUUCUAAAAUAUUUUUUUCCUUAAUUUAGAAUAAUGUCAUCUUAAUGAUCAUCAUUGUAAAGUUUUAAGUAAAUUGAUUGUAACUAAUUUAAAAGAAUUACAUUUAAGUUAAAAUCAAAUUACUCAUAUUGGAUUUAAAGAAAUAUUUGAUCCAAUUUUAGAUGGAUUAUCCAAACUUAAAGCAUUAAAUUUAUCCAAAAAUAAAAUUACAGAUGAAUAUUUUUGUUAACUUGAAUAUAGAGAACUUAAUAGAACAAUUAAUUCAUUAGAAUUAUUAUCAUUAGAUGGUAAUUAAUGUUAUGGAAGAGGAUGCAAAGGAUUUAUUAAAUUAUUAGAAAGGAAUCCAAAAUUAUAUAUUUUUAAUCAUUGGUUAAAUAUUACAGAUUAAUUAGCUUAUUUAGUAAUUUAAUCUUAUAUAUAAUUUACUUCACUUUAUAAUUUAAAAUAUGGACAACAUAAUUAUAUAUAAUAAUUGAUAAUUAAAGAAAGUGAUUUCUCAGAUGAUUUCUUAAUUUGGUUUGGUUAUAAUUAUUUUUAAUUACCACAUUUGUAAUAUAUUGAUUUCUCUGGAAAUUCAAGAUUUUGUACUAGUAUGGGAAAGAUGCAUAUGUAUAUUAAUAUGAUUAAUAAUCAAGUCAAUUAUAAUUUACUUCAAGUAAAAUUUGAUGAAGUAGAACAAUAAACUUUAACUAUGUUUGAUGAUGGAUUAAUAAGAUAUCAUCUUUUAAAAUAAAAAUUUCGAUUCUAAAAUUAUACAAUUAUGUAAAGUAGUUAUGGAAUUAAUGAUUAAAAUAUUGAAACUAUAAAAUGGGGAUUUAUUGGAAAAUUCAUUAUACAUAUAAUAAAUAAAUUACUUUAUAUAUUUUAAGGAUCAUUAACAGAAUUUAGAAUGAGUAGUUAAUUAUAAAAACAUUUAAGAAGAUAAAUGAAUAGAAUGAAAAUAUUUUACAUUAUAGGUUGUCUAGUAGAACCAAUAUUUUUAAUCUUAGCACUUCUGACUGUAUUUAUGAUAUAGGUUCCUCUUUCUUAAAAGGAUUUGAGAAAUCAUAAUUAUUGCAAAGAUCAAUAUUGUUUUAUAAAUGAUGUUAAGAUUCUCACUUUUACAUUAUUUAUUGUAGAUAUUCUUGUAAUUGUUAUAUGUAGUGUAACAAAUUUAAUUAUUGCAAUUAAAUUAAGAAUAAAUUCAGAACCUGAUUUUUAUAUUUUAACAUAUGAAUAAAAAAAGGAAUUAAAAAGGAAAUUUCCAAUAAAAAAAGAAUUACUUCUAUUAUUACUUUAAAUAAUUCUAUAAUGUAAGUAUAUAUUUGAUAUUUUAAUAAUAUCAUCUAGUUUAUAUCUUUCAGAUUAUAUUGAAAAAUAUGAAAAUAAUACAUUUUAAUAAAUACGUAAUAAUUUCUUAGCAACUGCCUACAUGAUGUCUAUAAUGAUUGUAAUAAAAUUCACCAUCUUUUGUUAUUAAGAUGUGAAAUGCACAAUUCAAUUUUUUAAACAUCCUAAUAAAGAUGCUUCUUUUCUCUUUUCCAAUCUUUGGAUUAAGAGUAUAUAUGAUACCAAUAUUUUAGUUGAAAAUGUAGUAAGUAAUUUUUGUCCAUAAGCAGGUAUUAAAAUAAUGAAUAGUCUAUUUAAUUUGAAAUAGAUUUAUCAACUUACAUAAUUGUUUGUUAUAGAAUUACCUAUCUUCUUCAUUUAUCUAUUCUUUUUUAAUAAUUAUCAACAAAUGUGUUCUAAUAUGGGUUAUCAAACAGUAAUCACAGUAACUAUAAUAUUUUAAGUAAUUGGAAUGAUACGUAAUUCAAUUAAAGGUCUAUGUAAUGCAUAUUGGGCACUUGUCUCAAGACCUCCUAUAGUGAAAUGGUUUGAUAUAAAUGAAUUUUUAUUAUUAAGAAGAUAUAAACAUUUAGGAGAAAAGAGAUUAAUAACUUAAUUAACACCUAAAUAAAAGAAAUAACUUAAUAAUAGUAAAAAUAUGAUGAUGAAGAAAAAGUAAAUGUAAAAUUAACAUAUAACUUAAAAAUCUAGAAGUGAAAGAAUAAUUGAUAAAAUAAAAACAUCCAGAAGAACAAGUGAAGAUAAUGAAGAAGAAGGUAAAUUAUAUUGUUUUAAUAAAUAGGAGAUUUCUUAGUUAAAAAAAAUCAGAUGACAACAGAAAAUAUAUAUUUAGGAACUCUAAAUAUAAAAAUGAAAUCUGAUUGA
Messenger RNA from Paramecium primaurelia, 5178 nucleotides. Lineage: Eukaryota; Ciliophora; Oligohymenophorea; Peniculida; Parameciidae. The record is from the annotation of a GenBank genome assembly.